Molecule: messenger RNA, 492 nt
Organism: Racocetra fulgida
Lineage: Eukaryota; Fungi; Glomeromycota; Glomeromycetes; Diversisporales; Gigasporaceae
Source: the annotation of a GenBank genome assembly
AUGGAUAGGGUACUACAAAAUGAAUUCGGAACUCAAAGAAUUACUGGUUCGCAAGAAACAAGUCGACAAGAGCCUGGUGAGUUUGCUUCAAAAUUGGUAAAGAAUCAAUCUUUUUUUAUACUCGCAGUUAACCAGCCGAAUAUUGAUUUGAACAAUACAACAAUACAGAAAACAAUCGAGAAGCAUAUCUGGAAUUUUGAAGGAUCUUACUUGGAAGAAACUCAUUCAGGAGGAAACUUAAUUCGCGGGUUUGACGGUUAUUUAAGGGCCGCAAAUGAUAAAAAGAAGCGAUCGGAAAUUACACAUGAUCUUAAGUCUGGUUACAAUAAACAAAUAGGACCUAAUCUAAAAAAGAAGAGAAAACAACAAAGGCCUACUAAUUAUAUAUAUCCUCAAGAAGUUAAAGAAGCAAAAGAUAGGGAGGUAAGAAGGAUUAGAUUGUCUGUCCGAGAUCGAGAUGAAAAAGAUACGGAAGAGGAAGUAGAUAUUUGA